CCGGCGGGCCCGGGCUGGGAGCGGUGUGGCGGACGCGCCUGCGCCCUGAGCCGAGCGGUGCAUGCCGGGCACCCCCUUCCCGCCGUGACGCUGCAGAUAGCAGGCCGGUACCGCCACCGCCGUCCCCCUCCUUUCCCCCCUCAGCGCGGGCCCCGCCGCCGCCCGGCGAGGAUGGUGGGCGUGAAGGUGAUCGCGAACGACACCGAGUUCCAGCCUGAGCUCAGCGCUGCCGGUUCCCGCCUGGCCGUGGUGAAGUUCACCAUGCGGGGAUGUGGCCCUUGCUUAAGGAUAGCCCCAGCUUUCAAUGCUCUGAGUAACAAAUAUCCCCAGGCAACUUUUUUGGAAGUAGAUGUGCAUCAAUGCCAGGGAACAGCUGCUACCAAUAAUAUAUCAGCAACGCCGACAUUUCUGUUUUUCCGAAACAAAGUGCGAAUCGACCAAUAUCAAGGAGCAGAUGCUGUAGGUUUAGAAGAAAAAAUUAAACAGCACCUGGAGAAUGAUCCUGGAAACAGUGAAGAUACAGAUAUCCCAAAAGGAUAUAUGGAUUUAAUGCCAUUUAUCAAUAAAGCCGGCUGUGAAUGUCUUAAUGAGAGUGAUGAGCAUGGAUUUGAUAAUUGUUUACGUAAAGACUCUACCUACUUGGAAUCAGACUGUGACGAGCAGCUGCUUAUUACUGUAGCUUUUAGUCAACCUGUCAAGCUUUAUUCUAUGAAACUUCAGGGGCCAGAUAAUGGGCAAGGUCCAAAGUACAUAAAAAUCUUUAUCAACCUUCCUCGAUCUAUGGAUUUUGAAGAAGCAGAAAGAAGUGAACCAACUCAAGCCCUGGAACUGACACCAGAUGAUAUUAAAGAAGAUGGUAUUAUCCAGCUUCGCUAUGUAAAAUUUCAGAACGUUAACAGUGUAACUUUGUUUGUCCAAUCCAAUCAUGGUGAUGAAGAGACAACAAGAAUUACAUACUUCACGUUUAUUGGAACUCCAGUCCAAGCGACAAAUAUGAAUGACUUCAAGCGACUUAACUUCCCAUUUCUAAAGAACUAAAAAGGCAGAAGAAAUUAAAAAGUAAUAAUAAGAUUGAAGUGGUCUUGCACUACUCCCUUCCUUGCUCCCUCUGCUCAUCUAGCAUCUCUUUCACCCUUUCCACAAUCUCAGCACUGAUACAAGAGCUGCCUUCUCUGCACCUUCUACCAUCAGGAAAAGCCUUCUCUACCUUCUGACUCAUCAACUCAUCUUUCCCCUCCACUCCCUGCUCCAAAUCUUACCUCAAACACUUCUCUUUACCUUUCAGUCUUACCAAAUUUCUGUCCCACUGUUAUCCUGAACUUGACAUUCUAAAGGCAUACCAUACAGUACUUUUACAAAUAAUUUUCUGUAACUAAUUUUUCAGCCUGUAUUGAAUUUUGUAAAGCUGUUUGAGAUGCAGCUUGUGAAAUGCUCUAUCAAGACUUGACUUUUUUUUAGUGUCUUAGUGUUUUUCUUUGUUGUGACCCUUCCAUAAGUAGUAGGCAAGCCAGAAUGGGCUGCAAAGUACUACUCUUUAUUGUCCCUCUGGUGGCACUGGGCACCUGCUCAGGGAAGACACAGUGAAGAGUUGGUGAGUGUUUGUACAUAUGUGGCCUGAUUAGGGGUCUCCAACAGCAUCCUACUAAUUUUACUUGCUCGACCUCUUUAUAUAUAUUUAAAACAAACAAAACCAACUCUGCUCCAGAAGGUUCAGUAAUAAAGUGUUUUCAGUCCUUCUCUUGGUAAUGAACCAUAGAGUUGGUUGUGUUUUUGUCACUGUCAGGCUCUGGACUGAUGCUUGGGAAAAAGCCAAACAAUUGAAGAAAAGCUGGCUCCAAAACCGACAUCUUUUGUGCAGGAAUUACAGGCUGUAACCACUACCUUAGAAUGCACUAGAUGGCAGUUUUUUCUGUAAAAGGAAGGAAAAUGGAUCUACUUCUGAGAAAGGAAUAAUGACAAUCGUUUGGUUUAAAUAGCCCAUUUCCUCUUGGGAAGGUGGAGUGGGAUGGUCAGAAAAUGGGGUUUUGACCUGUGAUGACAAAAUAUC
Molecule: messenger RNA, 2047 nt
Organism: Aquila chrysaetos chrysaetos
Lineage: Eukaryota; Metazoa; Chordata; Aves; Accipitriformes; Accipitridae
Gene: TXNL1
Product: thioredoxin like 1
Exons: 8
Coding region: 172-1038 (288 amino acids)
Source: RefSeq, a predicted model, not a curated record